AUGUCGGCCGACGCAAUCAGCAACCCUCAACCCGCCGGAGAGUCCAAGAGCGCUCGCAAGAAGCGCGAAAAGGCCGAAGCUGCUGCCGCUGCUGCUGCUCAAGCCGCUGGCCAGCCUCAGCAGGACAGCGAUGGCCAGAAGACUCCUGACGCCGCAGACACCAACGGUGACUCUUUCGAGAGCUCCUAUGUCAAGGAGUUGCAGAAGAACAUUCGCAAUGUGAACAAGAAGCUCGUCAGUCAUCCAUCUGUUCACCACAACCACACCGUGUUAACCAGAUACAGNAAUGCCAUGACCAAGUUGGACUCGAUCCUCGCCGAGAACCCUGGCAAGACCCUCGACGAACUCCUCGCUACCCGCAAGAUCAACGCCGACCAGAAGGCCCAAGCCUCCAAGAAGCCCGCCCUCCAAGCCCAACUCGCUCAGCUCGAAGAACAGAUCGCCCAGUACAAGAAGGUUGAUGCCGAUUACCAGUCGCGCAUGUCCGCUCAGCACUUGCACCUGACUUCAGCCCACCAAUCCGAGAUUGAGAAGUUGAAGGGCUCUCUUAAGGAGCAGCUCGAGCAGGAACUCAACACUGCUCUUCGCCAGAAGUUGCUCACAUUCAGCCAGUUCCUCAGAGCUGCCGCUGCCAAGCGUGUCAUUGAAGAGGAGGCAGACACGGAUGAGUCCAAGGCAUUCGAGGGUGCUCUGUUGCUGGUCUAUGGAGGUGACGACAAGGCUGUCGAUGCCGUUAUGAACUUGAUCCAGGACUCGCAGGUCAAGCAGGCUGCUGUCGGUUUCGGCGCAUUCCCCGGUGAAGAGACCGCUCAAGAGGAGGCUCCUGCUGAGUCCAACGACGCUACUGCUGUCCAGCCUGAGGACACCAUUCCUUCGAGCGAUCCCACCAUCGCACACGCUGGUCUCACCGAGCUUGGUCUGAACCAGCCCGCCGAAGAAGAGAAGCCCAUUGUCGUGGCCGAUGACCAGAUCGCCGAGGCAUCCAUCGAUGACGGCUCAGCCAACAAGUCAGCUGAGACACAGUGGGACAACGCUGCUGCUACCGCCGGCACCGACCAGCAGCUUGACGACUCUUUCGAGAUGGUCCCUCGCCCUGCCGACGAGACCGAGGCUGUCCACGAGCCUGCUCAGCCCCAAUCGACCAGCUCCUGGGCCGACCAGUCAUCUGCAAACGCCACUGCUACCGAAGCUGCUUCCGAGAACAACAACAUCACCAACGGUCUUGCCUCGACCGAUGCCGAGGGAUACCAGUCUGUCGAGAGACGUGGAGGAAGAGGUGGACAAGGUCAAGGCCGUGGAGGUCGUGGACGUGGACGUGGUGGUCCCAGAGGAGGACAUCGCGGCAACUUCAGAGGUCGUGGCGACGGUCGCGGUCGUGGAGGCCGUGGCGGUGCCCCUCAGCCUCAGGCAUAG
This is a messenger RNA of Aureobasidium musti, 1413 nucleotides long. NCBI's taxonomy places the organism in Eukaryota, Fungi, Ascomycota, Dothideomycetes, Dothideales, Saccotheciaceae. The record is from the annotation of a GenBank genome assembly.